AUGGAAUCAAACUCCACGAAUCAAAAUUAUGACUUAUACCAAAAAUUUGAUGGGACAUUUGUUGAUAAAACAAAAACAGCAAGUAUGGUAAAGUCAUAUUUAUGUGAUCUAAUGACUGCAUUUCCAAACGAAGAAGCAAAAGAAGAACGUAUUGAUGAAUCAAAUCUUCCUUAUUUACGUAUCAAUCUUCUUGUAAGACCCGUACCUCCUAAAUUUUCAAAAAAGCCAACAAAAGUUAUGAGAAGACCAAUAGGAAUUCAACAAUUAAAACAAGACUUUUCAAGACUAACGUUUGUUUUAUCUAAUAAUGAGUAUUUUUUAUUUAAAACACUUAAAAAAGAUAGAAAAGAUAUUGUUAUUAAAAUGAAUCAAUUAUGGAUUCAAUAUAUUGAUAAAAUUAUGGAACUAUCACAUGACUUAAAUAGUUUAUUAAAUGCUGAAAUUCAAGGUGGAGAAAUUAGUAUUAUUCAAUCAAAAAAUCCAUCACUUGUUGGUAAAAGAGGUAUUUGUGUUUAUGAGUCAAAGAAUGUUAUUGUUCUUGCAACUCCAACAACUCCAGUAACAAUUACAGUUAUUCCAAAAGAAGUUGUUAAUAUGAAAUUACAUUAUAAAGAUAAACGUAUUAUUUUAUAUGGAAGAAAUUGGACAAUAAGACCAUGUGAUAGAAUUGAAACAAAAAAUUUCAAAGAAAAUAAACCAAUUCAUUUUGAAUAA
Molecule: messenger RNA, 714 nt
Organism: Entamoeba histolytica HM-1:IMSS
Lineage: Eukaryota; Evosea; Mastigamoebida; Endamoebidae
Exons: 1
Coding region: 1-714 (237 amino acids)
Biological process (GO): rRNA processing; tRNA 5'-leader removal
Cellular component (GO): ribonuclease MRP complex; ribonuclease P complex
Molecular function (GO): ribonuclease P RNA binding
Source: RefSeq, a predicted model, not a curated record